Molecule: messenger RNA, 6865 nt
Organism: Sycon ciliatum
Lineage: Eukaryota; Metazoa; Porifera; Calcarea; Leucosolenida; Sycettidae
Exons: 46
Coding region: 159-6128 (1989 amino acids)
Source: RefSeq, a predicted model, not a curated record
GGAGAUGAACUAAACUGUAAACAGUAAAAACUAAAAUCGGUUGUUUGCCGAGUAGAGGACUGAGUCUGUGGACAAACAAGCAGCAGUAAGUUAGUGUUGCACAAGUGCCCGCAACACUUGCAGUUGCAGCACCCGCCUUGCUCAUCCGCACAGGCGCGAUGAUGUUCCGGGAUCUGUUAUCAUUGCUUUCGACCGUUGCUUGUGUUGCGAUAUCCUCGGACAGUGCAGUAGCGUACACUUGUCCUGAACUAUGCAGCUGCAGUGAAUCAACCUCGGACGUAUUGCCUGGCAGUGGCGCUAUUCGAGUCCACUGUUCUUCAAGGAUACCGACGUUUGAUGACCACACUGGCUCGCUCGUCCAAGCCCUGACUAUCACAAGCAAUGAAGUCUCAACUCUAUCUGCCGGAAUGUUUCAGUCAAUUCCCAACUUGAAGCAUUUGUCAAUAUCUGGUGGAAAUGUGGAAGCAAUUGCUGAUGAAGGUGUGUUUGGCAACCUGAACCUGCUUCAAAACGUUGACCUUGGCCAAUCCGCAGUACAAUGUCACUGCACGCACUCCAUCAGCUUUCUGCAUGCCUUGUCACGUCGCCCUGGAACAUCAGUAUCUUUGGCAUGUACGCGCGAGGGAACACCCCAACAACUGAAGACAUUGACUGUGGAGCAGAUAGGCUGCUCUUCUCCAUCUUGGCGUCAUCGUGCCGAACCAGAUAUAGUUCGGGCAGCAGUGGGUGAUACUGUAAAAAUCCCAUGUUCUGCUCACGGACAACCAGCUGUACACACGACAUGGGAGCAUGAUGGGCAGCCUGUCAGACAGCGUGAAGGUGUGUCUCUCAAGAACAAUCACCACUUACGCAUUGACAAUGUCCAGGCGAGUGACAGCGGUGUGUACACAUGCACAGCGGCUAAUCCUGUUUCAGAGCUCAGCCAGUCUGUGAGAUUGAUAGUGCUGAUGGAGGCCAGUUCACCUGGUCCUUUUGCUGGAGAAAUUACAAAUGUAGAAUCUGAAGUGGAUUCUGCUGGAACCGACAAUGAAGUACUGACUAUACAUCGUAUCGCCGGCGGAGUGGAUGCUUUGAAAAACCAGUUACACGCAGCCUUCGAUAGGAUCACAGAGCUGGAAGCACAGUUAUCAACCCUAAACCAGCAGACUCCCUCACCUACACCACCGGUGGACAUGCAGUUUAGCAUUACCCAAGAGGCAAGAAUUGAGGAGCUAGCAGCAGCUGCUGCCAGUAAACUGGUUCAGCCACUAACCAAUAGGAUUGCAGAGUUGGCUCAGCAUCAAGAGAGUCUCCGGGAGUAUGUCAUGAGUUCUGCCAUGGCUGAAGAAGAUGACGAUGAGUCCCCGCUAAAUAUGGCUGAAGGUCAGGAAACAAGCUCAAUGCCGGAUGAACCCCGCACAGCUGGCCAAACAGCAGGCAGUGCUAUCGAAACACAGUUAUCUAACCUUGAACUAGAGGUGCGAAGGUUGUCAAGGGCAGGUUUGAAUGCAAGGCAAAGCAGUGAAGUGCGCCGGUUGUUGCAGGUGGUUUCUAAUCAAGCCCAGGGAGCGGAACGAUCGGUUCAGAACCUUACAGGCCGUGUGGCCACGCUGGAGAGAAUGUCUGAUUCGUUGACGGCAGGUCAGCAAGAGGAGUUAAGUCGCCUUGUGAGUACAAGACUGCAGCCAUUGACAGAGGCAGUCAGUCAAGUCCAGCAAGAAGUUAUUGAGCAAGAAAAGGAGACUCAGCAGUCCUUCAUCACUGUUGUACAAGAUUUGCUGUCUUGGUCUAAUGAACUGACUUCUCUCAGGAGCACAGUCAAUUCGGUUGAGGAACGACUAAACUCAACAAGACCUCAAGUGCAAAUGAGUGAGACGACGCCUUCUAACAAUGCUGCUGCCAGUAAUGAGGGGCUCACUGUCUCUCAACUUGCCCAAGUCGAUGGUCGUAUACUAGCAAGAAUUAGAUCUUUCCAGGGUCAAUUGACCGUAAUCCAGCGAAGCUCAGGUAGCCUCAAUGCGAAGGUCAAUGCACUGGCAGCUGAUCUUGAGAGACACUCGCUCAACCAAAUGAAGCUGAAUGUAUCUCUUCUGUCCAAGUAUGAUGAGCUGAAGGAUGAAAGCAGUCUAGUUCAGCUCCUGAUAUCAGAUCUGAACAUCACUGGUCUUCAGGAUACAACAACUGUGCAGCGUAAUGAAGUCAUGCAACUCAUUGAAUCUCAAUUAAUGCCCAUCAGGGUGUCAGUGGAACAGAACCGCUUCAACAUAUCACAGAACCGUGGCCUAAGUCCGUCGCAACUCAUGGAGGUGCAGAGCAUUAUCCUGGGGAGAAUUGGUCCACUUUUUGUUCAAGUGAACAAUGUUCGUAACACUGCCAGGCAGGCAACUAGGCAGGCGGAGAGUUCAUCUAGUAGCUCCAGACAGCUGACAUUGGACUUGCAAGAGAUAGCCAGUGCAGUAUCUGCUCUGAACAUCACCGCUCGUGCUGGAGAUGCUAUGUUGGAGCGCAGACUUGCCAUUCUGGAGUCGAGGCCACCUGCAUCAUUGGAUACUGAUGAUGGAGGUGAAGAUACUGAUGUUGACACUACUGCAGUUAGCAGUCUUCAGUUGCAAAUCAACACGCUACAAUCUGAGAUUGAUACAGUCAAUACUGCUAUUUCCAACAUCGACUUUGCCAACUUCCAACAGUCAACAAGAGAUGAGCUAUCAGAAAUCCCUAACCGCAUCAGCACCGCUGUAGAGCCGCUCAAUCAACAGAUCAGUGACCUCUCUUCUACUCUUACCAUGACUGCUGCUGACAUUGCCAAUAAGAUAUCUGAUGUGGAAAAUCAGAUAUCUGUGAUCAACAUGCAGAUCUCCCAGAUCAACUCUGGUGCAGAUACUCCUCCCCAGCAAACUACAACUGGCAUCCAGCUCAGUGUCAUUAGGCAACAGAUCAACACAGCUCUGGAGCCAAUCCAAGCCAAGCUAGCCCAGCAUGAGUUCAAUAUUUCCGGCAGCGGACUCAAUCCAGAACAAUCCAGGGAAGUGCAAUCUCUGUUAUUGGCAAGAUUUGGUCCUCUACUUCUUCAAAUGAACAAUGUCCGCACUUCAGUACGCCAGGCUAACCGACAGGCUCACAGCUCCUCCACACUAUCAACACAACUGCAGGCUGACUUACUGGUGGCCACACGUGCCUUAGCCAGUCUGAGCACAACGGUUAACUCCAAUGAUGAUGCAGUGCGUCGCAGAAUCACUGCAGUGGAGCUAAAAAUUCCUGCAGUUGUGGUGGAUGCCAGUGAUAAUUCUGAAGAUGCAGGCAACGGCAAUGAAGAUACAGACAAUGUCAAUGAAGUGAUCAGUAGUAUUGAUCAACAAAUCACCAUGCUCUGGGCUCAGAUCAAUUCUGUUAGCCACAAAAUAUCAGAUCUAAACAUCACUGAGCUGAGGGAAGCAACAGAUAUGCAGUACAGCUCUAUCAUUCAGCAGGUUGACGAGGUUAUCAUUCAGCAGGUUGACGAGGCACUGGGACCUCUUAGAGAACUAGUUGCUCUAAACCGCUUCAAUAUAUCAAACAAUGGACUGAAUCCGUCACAGACGGCAGAAGUGAUUAAUCUGAUAUCACAGAGAUCCCGUCCAGUGCUUGCGCAAAUAAACGGUGUGCGCAACACGGCAAGGCAGGCUGUCCAACAGGCUGGUAGAUCAGCUCUCCUAUCUACUCAAGCUCAAAGUGAGUUGAGAAGAGUAUCAAGCGUCCUCACCACCCUGAAUGCCACACAGCGAACAGAAAAUGCUGCACUCAGGCGUAGAAUCAUGGCGGUGGAAAGAAGAUCUCCUGCAGGUACAAGUGAUACAGGUGACCAGGAUGAAGGAGAUAUCACCGACGUUGUAGAUAGCGAAUUGAUUAAUGGCCUGCAGGAGCAGAUUACAUCACAUCGGACUCAGAUCAACUCUCUCAGCGAGUCGCUCACCAGCUCCAGUGCUUUGGCUCUUGAUCAAAUUUCUCAGUUGGAUGGUCGUGUACGCACUCUUGCCAGAGAGGCUAAUGAACUAAGUGUUGCUGAGCAAAACAAUGUAAAUGAAUUGAUCAGAGUGAGUGCAGCAGUAGCUGCUGGGCAAAUUGCUGAUCUCACUACCCAGCUGGAUUCCACCAAGAGUCAGCAACAAGUGCUAUCAAGAAUGCUACCAAUGGUGCAGAACAGACUGGGAUCAUUGGUUACUGAUUUCAACACCUUUCAAAAUACUGCAACUACCAAUUUCAACGAUUUGGGCUCCAGGAUGUCAACAGUAGAAUCCGAGGUAGCGACUUCCAACCUUGCCGGGCCGAGUGAGGCUAAUGGUGAUGGUGGUGCCAUCAGCUCACCUGCCUUGUCCGUCCUGCAAGAGCAAGUGCGGCAGUUGACUACUAAUCUAAGAAGUCGCAACAGUGCAGUGGAUGCCAGAAUAGCAAUGCUAAGUGAACAGAUUAGCAAUGCAUCCAUGCAACUUAGUCCUGCGCAGGCCCAGGAGGUUAGCAUCGAGGUGGUUACAAGACUUUCCUCGCUAUUGCUUUCUCUCAAUCGCCUGAAUACUGCAGAUAGUCGACUCAGCCAACAGAUUCAACGCUUACAGUCACAGAUCACUGCUAUACGCCAGCAGCAAGUAACAUCAACUAGUCAAGUGCCUGCCACAGACAGCCCUUCAACGCAAGCAGGCAGUAUUGUUGACUCGGCCGUUCUGAAUGAACUUCGAUCUGGAAUAGACGAUGUUUCUUCACAACUGAGUGAUCUCACAACUACGGUACAAGAACGUUUCCUGACAGUGGAGAUGCAACAGACUAACGCCACUAAUGAUGUACAGUCAUUGGCAAUCACAGUGCGUAAUCUUCGACGUCAGCAAUCAAAUGACAAAAGUGCUAUAGAUUCACGUCUGGAAUCCCUUGAUACCCGAUUGGGAGAGACUUUAUUGCUUGGACCAGCACCCGUUAUUUCUCGUCUGAAUAGACUGGAGAGUGAUCGUGAUGGGCUGCAGCAAGCUGAACGUAACUUGAGAACUAAGAUCACUGACGUCAACACUCAACUAACAUCUCUAUCCUCCACUCUAUCUGGCGUGCGCAGGCUAUUUGAUCGCAACCGUCAAGACCACUCUCGCCGUAUCAGUACAGUAGAAUCAGGUUUGCGCACGGUUUCGUCACGAUAUCGGUCUGCUGCUCAACAGCUAGCAGGACAAGCAUCAACCAUGGCGACAGUCCAGUCGGAGCUAGAAAUGCUGGAGGAGAAGUUGAACAAGAUUUCCAUGGAGGUAACAGAACAUCAUAAUGGAAGUACCAAGCACAUUACCAGUGGAGAGGUCACUCUGCUCGUAGUAAGGGGUGUUCAAUCUGUUCAGCGAUCAUUGUCGGGACUACUGUCUAACUUCCGAGGUCUGGAAAGACGUCUUAGCACGGUGCAAACAGCUACAAGUAAUUCUGCAGAAGCUGUGAGCAAUGUGCGCACUGACCUGGAUACUGUGCGCACUAGCCUGGAUACUGUACAGACUGGCUUUAGAGAUCAGGUUAGCAUGCUGGUGAAUGUUAGCUUGGUAGAAGAAGCACAGCGACUGCAAGCAGCUGAUGACCAACGUGCUGCUGGUAUACAGGAAGAGCUGGAAGAUAUGCAGCAGACAAUUGAAACGAAGACAAGAGAUCAACAGGACGAGUUCAAGAGAGAACUUGCAAAUGCCAAAGAGGAACUGAGACAAGAAAGAACGGAAGCCUUGGAUGUGCUCUCAUCAGAAACACAGUGCCGAGGAGUGGCGAAAUUGAAUGUGAUCAAGCCUCUCCCAAGCUACGAGCUAGCGGAGCUGAACGAGAACACAGGUUACGGUCAAGAGAUCUUCACACAUAGCUUUGCUCAGUACAAGCAAACUGCUAACACAACACUGGAGCUUUACCUCAGUGCUACCGUUGUCGUGGGAGCCAACAGCAAGCUGCAAUUGCUCAUCAACCGAUCACCAUGCCAACCAGCAGUCAGUGGUCUGGUUAGCAGCAUCCGGACGCGACGACCAGUCGGAGUGUUAUUGACUGGAUUCUGCUCUGUGCCGACACCCCUGUCUGGCAUACAUGCUAUUUCUCUCUAUGCUAUGCCAAGUGGCUCCAGCACAGGAAAUAUCAGAGUAUCUGAAGUGCAGUUGACUGCCAAGGAGUUCUGCUAAACCUACGAGUAUUACCUAUAAUACCUAGAGCCUAUGAAGCCUAACUAAAUAGUAAAUAGAUAGGCUAGCUGAAAUAAUAGAUAACACUAGCCGAAACAAUGAAUGAACAAUACUAAUAAUUAGGACUUGUAAUCUAUGCACUGUAUGGUGUACGGUGUACUUCAUUCUUAGUCAAAACACAAGUUGCAGUUUAAGGUUAUGCACUAAUACUCCCUGCCAUAACCAUCUUCUUGGUAGCAGUUGAUGCUUGCUGAUAAUAAUUGUUUCUGAUAAGUGACUGCCGACAUACCACUCCGGUACCGCCCAUACUGCAGGUCUUCUCAUACGGCAAUAGCAUACAUACUACAAAAUUGUAGAGGAGUUGUGGCACUAUCAGCAAACUAUGUACCGUGCUGUGUUGCUACCACCACGUCAAUACACUCCUGGACAUAAAGAUGCACAGUACAAGUACAUGUGAAUAAAGUGGAGAAGUUUUCAGUGACAUUCUUCUGUGAACGCAUGAGCUUGCAAAAAACGCACUACCACUUCCCCAAUUGGAAUACUGUGCAUGUACCUCACUGGUGCUUCGCCUGUUCCUCCAGGUAAGAAUAAAUUCACUAAAUCAACUGUACGGCAGCUUGAUCAAAUUCACCAAAGCAGCAUGAUCAUAUUAAACAGUUAUUCGGAAAGAAUUCUCACCGUUUCCCAUUGCAUCGCCUCAUGGAGUGCUUGAGUUGCUUCUUUCUGGCCAAUGUCAA